Messenger RNA from Poecilia reticulata (guppy), 3364 nucleotides. NCBI's taxonomy places the organism in Eukaryota, Metazoa, Chordata, Actinopteri, Cyprinodontiformes, Poeciliidae. The record is from RefSeq and is a predicted model, not a curated record.
UUCAAACUUUUUUUACCCGGUUCUUCACACAGCAUCAAUGCGACAUUGAUCAUUUGACAACUGAAAAUGAAACCGCAACCUCAGAUUAACACAUCUGACAGAAUAAGACAGAUAUUAAUAAUUGACCUGAAACAACCUGCAUCACCACCGGAGGGCGCCGUGAACCUUAGUGCGCAGCCCGUGAAGCUGAAGAAGAGGAGGAAGAGGAAGAGUAUGGCGGAUGGCGGAGGGACGCCGCUGCAGAGCGCCAUGAAGAUGGCCAAGCAGGCGAUCCAGCUGGAGGGGGCAGACAGGCAGCAGGAAGCUUAUGGUCAAUACCUGCGAACGAUCAACUACAUCUCACACGUUCUUCUGCAAGAAGAGACGCAGGUGGAGGUGGAGAGGAUGCUGCGGCUGGCAGAGCAGUGUCUGGACCGAGCCAAGUCCUUCAUAGGGAAGCGCUCUGUCCAUCCUGUCCCCCCUGUCCUCCACAACGCCUCCUGUUCUUCAGCUGACCAAUCGGAGGCUGAGGCCGGUCCCAAGGCUGGAGACAGCGCCUCUGCUGCUGAGGGACAGGUUGAUGCUUCGUCCCCGUUUGGUCUGUCAGAUGAUGGCGGACAGUCGUCCCCUUUCCCUCCUCCUGAUGUCUUCCAGAGACACCAGACUGAAGCUUCACACGACUGCAGGAGGAAGACACUGACCCCGGUGGAGGAAGCGUCCCGGCAGAACCAGAAGCUCCAGGCAUCCUAUGACGCUCGUGUGGCCCGGCUAGCUCCGGGUCAGGCGUCCCAGAAAACCUCCUUGACGCUUUCCCUGCAGCGGCAGAUGAUGGAGAAUCUGAUCAUCGCCAGAGCCAGACAGGACGCCCUGCAGAGGAAAGUGGAGGAGAGGAGGCAGAGGCUGCAGGACGAAGCCAACAGGAGGUUUGCUGCCUCUGGAGCACUGACUGCAGAGGAGCAGGAGCAGCGGCUCCUCUACGCCCGGGUUCUGGAGUACGAACUGGACCACGACUGGCCCAAACAGUGGAGAACCAACAUCAGGAAGAACCCGGACGCCUCGCUGGUUCUGGAUCUGCUCUCCUACCUGCUCAGGUCGGAUCAUCCUCUGGUGGAGCUGCUGAGGAAACAUCAGCUCAGGGUCUACAACCAGCUGUACCCCAUCGUCACCCAGAGUCUUCCUCAGAGUCUUCCUCAGAGUCUUCCUCAGAGUCUUCCUCAGAGUCUUCCUCAGAGUCUUCCUCAGAGUCUUCCUCGGAGCCCCGCCCUGCCGCUCAGCUCUUCUCGCAGUGACCACGUCCGUCUCUCUCCAGAUGGAAACCCGACCAGAACCAGCAGCUUGCCGGACGGCGAGGACGCGGCGCAGCGGGACGACUCCUUCGAGGACCUGGAGCACUUCCUGUCCCAGCUGGACUCCGCCCCCCACGGCGGCCUGCGGGCGGAGCUGACCUUCGACCCCUCUGUUGAGCUAGAGCAGCUGGAGCUCAGAGCUCUAAAAGAACAUCUGAAGGCCAUCGUCAGAGACGUCCACGGAGCCAUCGAUCAGCUGCUGUCGCUCUGCCUGCUCUCCUUCGACUGCCUGAACACGGCGACUUAUAAGGACCUGAGUCUGGGCUGCAUCGAGGAGGCCUUCUUCACGCCGCUGUGGAGCCCCCUGCUGGCUCUCUUCAGGCGAGUCCUCAGGGAGCGAGAGCAGCUCCUCCAGAGGAACAUGGCGCUGUACUGCAGCGCCUCGCCAGCAGAGGUCGGCGUUCCCCUCAAACUGUUCCCCCAGGACCCCGGCGCGCUCCAAGGUUCCUACCCCUACGAGGCGGCGGUGCAGGAGCUGAAGCUGCUGCUGGGGGACCGCGGCCCUCAGAGGAAGCUGGACUGCAUCGUGCGGACGCUGCGGCUGAUCUGCGGCUGCGCCGAGGAUUACCGGAACCAGCAGGGGGGCGGAGCUUCCCAGGCCGCCGCCAUCGGCGCCGAUGACCUGCUGCCCGUCCUGUCCUUCGUUUCGCUGCGCUGCCAGUGUCCCCAGCUGCUGUCGGAGUGCGCCGCCCUGGAGGAGUUCAUCCAUGAGAGCUUCCUGAUUGGUGAGGAGGGUUACUGUCUCACCUCCCUGCAGAGCGCUCUGGCCUACGUCGAGUCUCUGCCAGCAAGAGCUGACCUUGCUGACCCCGAGUAACGCCCCCGACCUGCAGCCUCUGAUUGGCCAGAAGGUGAUGAGGUCGUGACCUUUGCUCUGGAGGCUCCUGGAUUUACUGCUGGCUGUUCUGAGCAUGCUCAGUAGGGGCUGAGAAAUGGGAAGCACCGCAGCAGUGGACCGGACCGGACCGGACCGGGGGAGGGGCUUUCUUCUACUUUUCCAGGUUGUUCCUCAUCUUCUUCAAUCUUCAUCGUUUUCUGACGCUGCAGCUCUCGGCCUCCCAGCCAAUCAGAAGGCUCCAGGCAUCACCUGGUUUUUCUGCCCCCUGCAGGACGUUUCAGUAAUUUCUCUGUAAACAUUAUCACUGCUGUUCCUCCUCUCUGCAACACCUGGGUGGUGGGCGGAGCCUGAGCUGGAGAGAAACACCUGGGUGAUGGGCGGAGCCUGAGCUGGAGAGAAACGUUCAGAAAAUAAAGCAGCAGCAGAUCUGAGGCCUGUAAUCCAGACUUUACUGGAUUAUUCAGACAGAACAUGGAGUUAAACGCGGCUGCAGAUCUGAAAAUCCAGCUGAUAAUCUAACCGUCUGAUUUAUUCCGUCGUAAUCUGGCAGUGGGAUCAGAGUCUUCCAGGUUAGGGGUGGAGGUGAACGGCAUUGUGGGUAAUCUGCUUUCAGUGGAUGUGAUGGCAUGAGAGCCGACGCUGGGUGACCUUCAGGAUGACCUCUGAGGCCUACAUCGGUCCUGCUGCCGAGGAACUGAAGGGAAUCUUGGUUUGGUUUUUUCCAGAAUUUAGUUUCUUCUCCAGUUUUUAUUCAGUUCGCCAGGACCUGCCCAGAGGUCAGAGGUCAGGGGUCAUUAAAUCAGUCAGGUAACUUUGUGUUUUAUUGCUUAGCUUUAAGUUGGACCAAAGAUUUAUUUAGUUCAACUUUUAUUCUAAUUUUUAGUCUAAAAAUCAUUUCUGGUCCAAAGAGCAGAAACCGGUUUUAGUUUCUGGUUCCGAGAUACAGAACCGACCCAGAGUGAAGAACCGGCACCAGUGAACUGGUGGAACUGGGAGAACCUGCUGGAAUGUUUCUGACGUUUUCAAAUGACAGAAAAUCUUGUUUCCAGUUGUAACGUUAAAAUGUUCAGAUGUUAAAGAUCCUGUGAUCUAAACUGACCUGGGAAUGUUUAUGAAAUAUUAAAUCAUCUUUGUGAGAAGGUUUAAUUAUUAAAUAGCUUGUUUGUUUCUCUCUGGGUGAUUAAACCGUCUCGUCCAUCCA